Molecule: messenger RNA, 1551 nt
Organism: Aspergillus luchuensis
Lineage: Eukaryota; Fungi; Ascomycota; Eurotiomycetes; Eurotiales; Aspergillaceae
Exons: 7
Coding region: 1-1551 (516 amino acids)
Biological process (GO): amino acid metabolic process; biosynthetic process
Molecular function (GO): transaminase activity; pyridoxal phosphate binding
Source: RefSeq, a predicted model, not a curated record
AUGCCCGCGGCCGCCCCGACACGGGUGGAGCGAGCCUUUCUUUCAAAAGCCCAGUUUCUUAUAUCCACAAGCAGCAAAGUCGCGUUUCAUAUUCUUGGGUGUAGAGCCGUGCUGCCUGCCAUGAAUUCUAAUCUAGGUUCAGUCGCCAACGACGCACAUGUUCAAUCAAUGCUGAACAAGUAUCACCUGUCCACACGGGGUGCUUGUAACUAUGCAUACCGGGAUGUCUGGGGCCCACGAGAAAAGUCAAUGGGAGACCCAUGGUCGCCAGCCAAUCCAGCCGGGACCGUCAUUCUCCGCCUUGCUGAGAAUAGUCUCAUGCAUAAGGAGGUUGGCGAAUUUCUCCGUGCACAGAUGAAUGUUUCGCCAGUGGAACAUCUAACUUACAGCACUGGUCCACGUGGUUCCCGACGCCUUCGACGUGCCGCAGCUGCGUUCUUGACCGAGAGAUUUCACUCUCAAAAACAUACCACUUAUCACAAUAUUCUUGUGACUCCCGGCCUGGCCAGCGCUAUUGAUGGAAUAACUUUUGCAAUUUGCAAUGAAGGGGAUGGGAUUUUGAUCCCUCAGCCUUUGUACAACGGCUUCAAGGUCGACAUCCUGAACCGGAGUAAUGUUCGGGUGGUUGGGGUCAAGUAUGAAGGAAUCGAGGGGUUUACGGGCCUGGAUGACCUUUUUCUACCGGACGUGAACAAGGUAGCUCUUGAAACUGCUCUUCGCCAAGCAAAAGACGAAGGGAUCAACAUUCGCGCCCUACUAGUUUCCAACCCGCACAAUCCUUUGGGAAGAUGUUAUCCCCCUGAAACGCUGCGUGAAUUUGCUUCUUUCUGCGGCAAAAACGACCUGCAUUUCAUCUCAGAUGAGAUUUAUGCAUUUUCUGUCUUUCCGAAUCCUAAGAUCCCAAAGCCCACUCCGUUUACCUCUAUACUCGCUCUGAACCUUCAUGGUGUUAUUGAUCCAGCCCGCAUGCAUAUCCUCUACGGUGCAAGCAAAGACUUCUGUGCCAACGGACUGCGCAUGGGCUUUGUCUGCACGAAUAAUGAAGGCAUCAUGGGUGCAAUGUCCAGCAUUGGUAUAUUCUCUUGGUCGCCCCAUGUCCUGCAAGAUGCCUGGGCUGCCAUGAUGGAGGACAAGCAGUGGGUGGAAAGAUUUAUGACCCAGAAGAGGGACCUCAUGGUAGACCGGUACAAGAUGAUAACGGCGUUUCUCUCCAAGCAUGGAAUUCCCUACUACGAGAUGAAUGCUGGACUAUUUGUCUGGGUCGACUUACGUCACCUACUAGUCUCCAAAUCAUCUGCGCAGCAGUCAGACUAUAGCGCCGUGAGGGUGACCUCGCCCGACGCUCCAGUUAAUCUACAGCGCGAGCUGAGGAUCGCAGAGAUCUGCGUUAAAAACGGGGUCAUGAUCGCCCCUGGUCAUGUAUAUUUACCUGAAGAGCACGGCUGGUUCCGUAUCACGUUCACGGUAGGGAAAGAGGCACUGGAAGAAGGGUUGAACCGUUUCUUGGCGUCUAUAAAAGAAAUAGAGGCUGAAAGUCAAGAUAGGAUAUGA